Molecule: messenger RNA, 941 nt
Organism: Medicago truncatula (barrel medic)
Lineage: Eukaryota; Viridiplantae; Streptophyta; Magnoliopsida; Fabales; Fabaceae
Exons: 4
Coding region: 106-495 (129 amino acids)
Biological process (GO): endoplasmic reticulum to Golgi vesicle-mediated transport; intracellular protein transport
Cellular component (GO): endoplasmic reticulum; endoplasmic reticulum membrane
Source: RefSeq, a predicted model, not a curated record
AAAUCAGUAUAUCACUCACAUCAUUGAAUUCACGAUUCAGACAAGUACAGAGAACACCGAUCGAUAAUCACAAAGAAAAUCAACAAACCACCGUUCAAAUAAGCGAUGGCAUUGCAGUGGAUGAUACUCACCUAUGUGGUGGCUAUUGAAGCUGCUGUAGCGAUUCUUCUAACACUUCCUUCACCAAAGCUUUUGAGGAACCGUUUGACUUCUCUGAUUUCGCUUAUUCUUCAACCUGCGCUUUUCAUUGUUCCCUUUGCUGGGUUUCAGCUUCUUGAUAUAUACUGGAAGGCUGAGCAUAGGUUGAUGUGUACCUCUGACGUUUGUACUGCUGCUGAGAGAGAUCGCUAUGAGAAAACUACAUACAAAGCUCAGAGAAACGUGAUACUGUGUAUUUCGGCAUGCCUUCUCUACUGGGCUAUAUACCGCAUUUGCAAGUUCCAGAAGGAUAUUCAAAGUAUGGAGGAAGUUGAGAAGAGAAUCAAGUCUAAGUAGAAGCUUCUUUUUACAAUCUAUAUUGGCAUGGUUAGUAAAAGAGAGCUUUUGAGGGAUCUUUAGUUGAGUCUUACUUGUAUGGAUACUAGUGUGCUGCCCGUGCGACGCACGGGUGGAAUUACAGUCGGCCAUAGACUACACGAUGACGUAUGAGCAGAAUUACCAUCGGCUUUUAACUGACGGACUACACGACGACGUAUGGGCAGAAUUACCGUCGGCUAUGGGCGGACGGACUACACGACGACGCAUGGGCAAUAUUACCGUCGGUCACGGACUACAUAAUGUCACCAUGACACUGGAACACAAACUAAAUUUAUGAACAUUAAAAUUUUCAGUGAUAAAUUCUAGCACAUAUUCUUUUGGAUAACAAUUACAUUUUUUGACACUCAUAUUAUUCUUGUUCUAUUUCGACAAAAUUUUAUUGCAAGUUGAUAUUAGAUUUUAAA